Molecule: messenger RNA, 1206 nt
Organism: Budorcas taxicolor (takin)
Lineage: Eukaryota; Metazoa; Chordata; Mammalia; Artiodactyla; Bovidae
Gene: CLDN15
Product: claudin 15
Exons: 5
Coding region: 176-883 (235 amino acids)
Biological process (GO): cell adhesion; bicellular tight junction assembly
Cellular component (GO): bicellular tight junction; plasma membrane
Molecular function (GO): structural molecule activity
Source: RefSeq, a predicted model, not a curated record
GACAAACCGGAGACGGACCUGGGCCACGGAAGAGGCCGAGGCUGCAGCCUGCCUCCCUCUCUUUCCCUAGCCUGCCUGAACCACCCUCCUUGGCCAAAGCCCCCUCAGGUUCCCCCGGGGCCCAGCCCCUCCCCUCUCUGGGGCCCCGGGCUCCCCUCGGGGCCUGUGUCCCACCAUGCCGGUGGCUAUGGAGAUCUUCGGCUUCUUCCUCACAGCCGUGGGGCUGCUGAUGCUGGGGGUGACCCUGGCGCACAGCAGCUGGCGAGUGUCCACCGUGCAUGGGAAUGUCAUCACUACCAACACCAUCUUCGAGAACCUCUGGUACAGCUGUGCCACCGACUCCAUGGGCGUCCACAACUGCUGGGAGUUCCCGUCCAUGCUGGCCCUCUCCGGGUACAUCCAGGCCUGCCGGGCGCUCAUGAUCACCGCCAUCCUCCUGGGCUUCCUGGGCCUCUUCCUAGGCAUGGUGGGGCUGCGCUGCACGAACAUUGGGGGCCUGGAGCUCUCCAGGAAAACCAAGCUGGCGGCCACCGCAGGAGCCCUACACAUCCUGGCUGGUAUCUGCGGGAUGGUGGCCGUCUCCUGGUACGCCUUCAACAUCACCAGGGACUUCUUCGACCCCUUGUACGCCGGAACCAAGUACGAGCUGGGCCCUGCCCUCUACCUGGGCUGGAGCGCCUGCCUGCUCGCCAUCCUGGGCGGCAUCUGCCUCUUCUCCAGCUGCUGCUGCUCCCGGGACCGGGACCCCGCCGCCGGCGUCCAGCUUCCCUACAAAGCCCCCGUGAUACCGGCCGCCAGCCUCGCUGCCCGCCUGCCCGCCGCAGCCUCGGAUGAAGAGGGAGACAGCAGCUUUGGCAAGUACGGGAAGAACGCUUACGUAUAGGCAGCCGGGCCUGUGGACCCAUUCCCUUCCCACUGCCCGCAGUGGAGAGGGGUCCCUGGAAUACCUGGGCUGCGGGCGCGGGCCCCUGCUCCAGGUUAUCAAGUUCAGGGCCAGCCACGCUCUGGCUCCGCCCCCUGCCCGGAAGCCACACCCAGCUCUGGCCUCAGGCCCCGCCUUCCCAAUGGGAGCUCCGCUCUGGCUACGCCUCUUUCCUCUGGUUCUCCGGAUCCUCUGUGGCCAACAACCGGCCUCCUGAGAACUCAUCUCUGGCCUCUGAGGCUGGACCCCUCUUAACCUUCUGAGUCUAGGUUCCGGGCCGUUAA